ACAAUAUGAGAACAAGGUUGAACAGCAAGGCAGCUACCAUUUGCUCUGCUCUCUGGAGGAAUAACUGCAACUCAAGCUUUCACCAAACAGAGGACAAAGCUUGAGUAACUCUGAAAACACAGACACGCACGAGGGCUGAGAGAAGAAUUCAAGAUCUAAAGAGAAGGAGUACAAGUUAAGACUUUGAAGGAAACUUGUUUGGCAGGAUUUUUGUGUUUGUGUGUAAGGUGAGACUUGAUGUGUGAAGUGAUUUCCUUCUCAGUAUAGAAAAGAAAACUCUGCUCCAUGCAUGUAGGGCAGAUUUAAUUUUUUUCUUGUGUGUGAUAUCAACAGAUUUUUUUUCACAAAUGAAUGGGAUGAUCAGAAUGGCGAACUCUACUCAGUACCAGCUCAUUGAGGACUGUGAAGCCACACACAAGGCACUGUAUAAGUUUUAUGCAGCUGUCAUGAUUGUGAUUUUCAUCCUGGCUUUGCCCCUGAAUGCAUCGGUCCUCCAUCUCUUCAUAUUCAAGCUGAAGUUCUGGAAAUCAAACACCAACAACGUCUUCCUUUUCAACCUGGUGCUGGCUGACAUCCUCCUGCUCUUCUGCUUGCCCAUAAAGGCGUACAACUUCAUCCAUGGAGAGCGGAGAAGCGGGAACGACACUGUGUGUAAAGCCAUGCUCUUCAUGUUGUUUCUGAACCGCGGAGCCAGUAUCGCCUUCCUCACGGUGACCUCGAUAGAUCGGUAUUUUAACGUGGUGCACCCGGGUAGGAAGAAUCUCCUGCGAGCCCUUAAGAAAUCCCCACAGAUCUCAAUCCUGAUCUGGCUGCUUCUACUGCCCCUCACCAUUCCUACUAUGCUCAAGAACUUUGACUGCUGCAACAGCCACAAGAACGAUGGCGCCAAAGACGACGCUUUGAUCAAGGUAAAAUUUUCUCCAUGUGUGAUUUGUGCAAACUUUGACAAUGCAUAACUUGGAUUCCUCAAAUCUGUGCAUACUGUGAUUGAGAUCAGACUUGACAAAGCAGUCAACAAACAAUUCAGCCUGGAAAAUUUUACUCCACUCCAACUGUGACCAUGUGGAAACUAAAUUGCUGAGCUUGCACAUUUUAGUGUCACUAUUGACAUCAAAAGCUGCAUCACUCUCUCUUACGCAAUCCACAAUUCUCACGAAAAAGAAGAACUUAUUUGUUACUCAGCAUUUAGUAAUAAGGAGAUUACAAAGAUGUGGAAAUUAACUGGCUCGAUGUGUGCGAUAAAGAGCCCGACAAGUAUGAUGACAGAUGAAGAAUGUGGCGAGGACAGAGCAGCCACUGGAAGUUGUCACAUCCCAGGCUGCCACUCCGAAAGACUGUUUACAGAGCUAUUUUUGACCUGGCAGAGAACAAAGUAUCACUAAAUUUAAGAAGUGUCGAACCUGGAGUUUGUCAAACUGCACCACUCAUGACAGAGCCACAGUUUGGUACAGAAAUAGUAUGCUGCAAGCAAAAUACCGAUAUUUUCCAAACAGUCUUUUGGUGGUUUUUGCAUCAAAGUGAAGCUAAAAUAGGACUUCACGAAAAAAGAAAACUACCUUAGGGUGAGACCUAAGACACUCCUGGAGGUGUAUUUCCCCUAUCACUGUGAAUUUUUUUUCCACAAAUAGAAACAUGUCUGUUGUUUUCAUGCUAAUAGUGUUGAUUUCAUAUGAUUGUUCAUUGUAUUUGACAGUGAAAUAUUGCACUUUUUUACUCCUAUGUGUUUGACAGUUGUAGUCAAAACCUACAGAUUCAGUCUCUCUUUACCAAAUGUCAAACACUAGAAUCUCUACAUUGUGGUUUCUUACAAAUAACACAAAUUCCUUCAGUGCAUUUUGGAAGUCUAUGAAUUUUUCUGCAGUUUCACCACACGCUGAGCUCCUCCUAUAAACAGAUGGUUUCAUUUACGUUUACUGAUUGCAGCCAAAAGAGGCAAAAUAUCCAGUAUCUUACAAUAAAUUAUAAAAAAAUCUAUAGAAAUGCAUAAAUCACAUUCAAAAUAUUCAAAAGUAUUUACAGCAAAUUAGCAGAAAUCUGUUGGCACUUGAUCAACCCUUUCUAAUCCAAUAACCUGCUGCAGGGACUUUCUAUUCUCCUCACAAAGCCAGGUCUUGUUUUGGUUAAAAUUAAAUUUGUUUGUUCUUCCGGACAUAAUUCAAAAGCAUCAUGUGGAAGCUUAUUUAAGCAAACAGAAUACACUUUUAAUCAAGAUCCUUUCCGGUUGUUUUGCUCCCACUGACAGCAUAGAAGUCCGACCAGAAAAAGAACGUGUUUGCUUCAGGGCUUCCUGCUCUAAAACUUCUUUUCCCUGGGGACUGUGCCCUCACAACACAGCCCAGAAAACAGGCAUCAUUCUCACUAUGAGAAGUUAUUUUCUCAGUUAUUGUUCAAAGCAAAAUAGUCAUACAAUGCUGCCUCACGGGUUUGUGGAGGAGUUUUACCUGCAGUUUCAGUUGCAUGUAUUUGCAGUGUAACUCCUUGUUACUCCGUUUUUUUGUUUGUGUCAUUUUUUAAAGUUAUUUUUGGAGUAUUUUGCUUCUAUUGGAAAAGACAACUGACAGAAAACACAAAGACUUUAAAGCUGGGGGUGACGUACGGCAAAGGCAACCAGCAAACCCCACAACAGGGGGUUCUUGAUGUAUGAGUUGAGCACUUAAAACACCAAGUAAGACUGGUCCUCCAUCAGUAAAACCCGGGAUUUCCACCGCAUCUGGAAAGGUGGUGAUUUUCGCCAUAUGCCAAUUCCUAGCAGAUCCGUAAGUGAGGCAAAUUUCGUGGCAGAUUACAGACAGCGGGAAUUGUGAGAACUCAUAAGAAUCCGCGGCUUCACGAGCAAUCGCGCAAUAACAAGUUGUCUUUAGCCACAGAGGCUAACCAUACAAGCAGUAGAUACAAUCCGCCUGCAACACAGUGUUGUAUUUUGAAAAGAAGCCGGAUGUUUUUUUUGGGUCUAUGCCCAACUUCCUUUCCAGCAUGAGUUAAUCUAUGCUGAAUUUAUCUGGCAUGCUUUUUCUGACGUCCAGAAAAAAAUCGAACUCUUAAGAUCAGCUGCGGAGUCCGGCAAUCUGCAGCAGAACUGAAAGAAGCCGGUAGAAAUUGACACAUUGACUUGAAUGGUUACGAUCAGCUACAAAUGGCAGGUAUGGCCUUUUCGUAGCCGUUCUGGAUGCGGUGGAAAUUGGGGGUUAAUCCGCUGGAAGGACUUGAGCCAGUUUCACCAGCAGUAAAGUUAUCGUGGCCAGAAUGUAUCUUGAAAAAAUCAAUGGUCAACAAAAUAUGUUGUCAAUACAAAUAAUGAUUUAAUGUAUCCUUUUUAAGGACGUGGUGGACAGCCUACGAGAGGUGGUCUUCUUUACUCAGAUCCUCAUCCCCUUCGUCAUCCUGGUCUACUGCACGGUACACAUCGUCAACCGGCUCAGGAAGAAAACCGUCGGGGACAAGACCAAGCUGAAGAGAGCUGUGUUUCUGGUGACCUCCGUCAUGGUGGUCUUCUCCUUGUGCUUCCUCCCCUGCACCAUCGCCAGGAUGGUUCUGCUGAUCGCCCGGGUGCAGGAAUGGAGCGAGUCGUACCAGGAUAAAGCCGCUGUGGCUUUCGACGGCCUCAUGGUCCUAUCCUACAUGGACUGUCUGCUGGACCCGCUCAUCUACUGCUUCUGUAGCACCAAGUUCAAGGCGCUUUAUCUUUCGAGUUACUUCCCGUUCUUGGUGAGGGACGGUGCAGAGCCUCUUGACAGCUCAACAGGAAAUACAUCAAAUCCAAAACGCAACAAUAUGAUUUGAAAUUCACAGAAAACAGAGGAUAUGAACUGACAGAUACUAACUGUGAUGGACAAAGUGCCCCAGAACUGUAUAUAUUUUCAAAAAGGGGGCUCUGAAGAGGAAAGUGCUUUAACUGAGAUUAUUUAAAUGUUUUCUAUAGACUGUUGAAUAGAAUUCAUAAGGAGGUACAUUCUGUAUAUAAAUAGAGGGGGCAGUUACAAUUUUUAUAGACGGGUUGUUGUGUUGUAGAUAGUGCACAGUAGUAACUAAGUAUCAGCGUUGGUGAACUUUAUCACGAGAGACAUGAGUUUAUUUCUGAGGGGAAUGCCCUCAGCUCAAGUAUGCACAUCUGUUUCUCUGUUUAUCCCUGACAGAAACAUAAGUUAUGAGUGAGGACCAUGAAAAAUACUUUGAAGUGUGAAAAGCUGAGAAAGAUAAGAUCACACCACCAACUAUCAUCCAAAACUGAGAGAUCCAGACAGGAAAAUUAUCUUCUACUGACAACUUCUCUUCAACUUAGAUUCCUUCAGGACGAGAACAAAAAACUGACCUUUAAAAUAUUUGGACCUAUUACAUAAGAUUCAAUCCUACAGGCCCAUACAGGAAGCUGAAUAUUAAUGUUGAUUUAUUAUUGAAUUAUAUAACUGUUUAUUUUCUGAAUAAAGAGAGAUGAGGGAUCAUUUUAUAGAGCUUUUUCUGUCCUGCAUUAUUUCUUGUUAACUCAAUCUGUCAGUACAGGAGCACUUUAAGAGCUCACAUGUCUCCCAAGGUUCAAAGUUCACUAUCAUUUCAUUUUUGUGCGGUGUAUCUGGACGUUCACCAAAAUCUGGUAUGUUUUUCCACGGCCUGUGCGAAAAUUUUCCACAUAGUUUAAGUAAAAUACAGCAGUUAUUUUCCAACCUUAAUUUGGUAGAAGAAAAAAGGAGAAAAGUAAUAGUGGAAACAUUUACUCUGAGGUUGGGGUUGCAUGUUUCCGAAAACUGACAAUCAUUUUACCAGGGACCUUAUUUUUUCCUCAAGGUUCCAUCUGGAUCAAAAUGAUCUGGAUUACAAUAAUUUACUUAUUUGCAAUCCAGGAUCAGCUUCUCUAGUUAGAUUAUGUCCCAACUUCUCAAAGAAAAAGAGGAUUGGUUCGAUCUUGUAAAGAUACCACUGAAAACUCUUAAGCCUGAUUUAUACUCAGGCAUUGAAUCUGUGAUCAGUCAGCUACGCGGUAUCAUAUUUCCUCUAACAUUUCCAGCAUCGCUAUUAGCACAGCAGUUGAACCAACUGUUGCUCAACAUUGCCCAUGUACACAAACAAGCAGAGAACGUAGCAGAGCUGGGGACUGGUGAUAAGAUGAAUAAACUGCAUUGAGGUUUGCUACAGCUAGCUUCUUAGCAGCUGCUUCUUCUUCAUAUCCUCAUCCUAAACACACUUUAUUACCCUGUGUUUAUUUUUAGCAAGAUACCAGAAUUCCCUUUGAAAAAAAAAAAAAAAACAAAAAAACAAUGGCUAUUGUCAAAGCUUGUUCAGUUUGAAAGUCCUAGUUUAGAUGGUGUACUGCAGAGCGAUGUGUACAAGGCAGAGGCUGCUAUGGUCAUGCUAUGACUUGAAUAUAACCCAGGCUUUACAGUAGUCUAAGGGAGUCUACACCCUACAUACCUUGUCCACAGGUGGCACCACAAUCCAAACAAUGCAUAAGAUCCGGACAGUUACCUUACUCUAUGAACAGAAGCCUUAAAGUGAUGGGCCCUUAAUAAAAUGUCACACAGAGCAAAUGUAUUUAUUCUUUUAGAAGCCCAAAUGUCAACUCUAUACAUUAUGUUAUGGCAGCAUCCCAACAUCUCAGAGCAAAACAUUCACUUAAAUGCCCAAACGCCAUUUUUAAGCCUGUUUGAUAAAGAUUAAACAUCUGCAAAAUCGGAUAAACCUCAUUAUCCCAUACCAAAUUAAAAGUCUUGUAUCAAAGUCUUGAACAUGUAGAAUUCCCCUGAACUCCCUGUGAAACAUAAACUAUGAGUCAUGAUCGUGAGCAGCCUGAUCUCCUUUUUUCCCAGACUUCUUCUCAUAAAUCACCAGGAUGAUCAUCCCUCUCACCUUGAUGACUUCAUUAGCAGUCAGAACAAUGGCUCACUGUCUGCCUAUAAAUAGACGUCUUACUGUAACAGGUUAAAUCCCGGUGAAACAGCAGACUGUCACAUGAUUUCUUUUACUCACCUUUGAGUCCAAAACUCAUCAUAAAGAAAGUCAACGCCUUGUGUUUGUCACAGUGUUGUUCGAAAUGGCGCAACAAUACAAAGAGACAUUCGUUGUGGAAAAUUAUGCAACUUUUAUGUCGUGAGGCAUAAAAGAUAAUGAUUAACCACAAGUGAAAAAACAACUGAAACUCUUUUUAGCUCAGAGAAAUAGGCGACUUCCUGUGAGGGCUGAAUUAAAAACAGAAGAUACCCAGCUUAACUUUUUCGUUGAUUAAAAUUCCAAUAAGUGUGGACUUAAGGGUCAAAAAUAAGUCUACAUAUCCUAAUAUGGGGCUUCAAUUAGGCAUUUGCUACUUCCACAAAUGCAAGCUUUGACCUUUACUCAAUGUUUGUUUCUGCAAAUGUCAUCUGCCAACUGACAGUGUGUAAGUGUCUGAAAACACACAAAAGUGUUUGAACAGUGAAGGGAGGGACACGUGCUUAACGGUCACAAAUAAGUAUGAACUGAAAUAAGACAAACACUGCGACUGGUCCUGACCUUACUGACCCAAAUCUGAGUCUUUUCUUUUAAAUUGAAGUAUGUCUAAAAAAGAAAAAAGAAAAAAGGAUGCAGAAUUUUUGUACGCCAACAUAAUGUACAUUCACAGUUAAUGGAUAGGAGGCUCAUUUAUAAAGCAUGUGUGCCCCCUGAGGCUCGCUCACAACCUCAGUGCCAGGGGGGAUAAAAGACAUAGUGAUCGCUCAAAAUAAGAGGUGCAGUUAUUGAAUAAGUGGAGUAAAACAACAAUAUAAAAAAGAAAAUUGCUGCACAAAAGGGAACCAUUUCAUUUGCAUAAAUUUGACUCAUGCAGAGCUGUCCAAUCAAAGUCUGCAUCAGUGUUUGUGCAUCAACGCUUACUGCAAACAUGUGCUUUAUAUCUGUCUGUCGACGCUUUAAUUACAAAAAUGAGUACAGGAUUAAAUUGAGUACGUGUAUAAUAAAUUUACCUUUGCUUAUUUGCUUAAAAGGAGCUUUUUUAUUGAUGUGUUAGAGAAUGAAACAUCAUCUGAACUUUUACUUACAGCAUUUAUCAGAAAACUUGUGUUGUGUUUGUAAAACUUUGGUCAUAAUUCUGUUUUAGAUUUUAUUUCCUGGUUUGUUUGAUUUUUUUAUUGAUGCCCCAGUAUAUGCUUUAGAUAUCAUACCCCAAAGUCACAGUAACACUGAUGUGAAGGUGUUAACAGCAGUUUCCUGUUUUUCCAUUUUGCUGAAAGAAAUGUAAA
Molecule: messenger RNA, 7202 nt
Organism: Xyrichtys novacula (pearly razorfish)
Lineage: Eukaryota; Metazoa; Chordata; Actinopteri; Labriformes; Labridae
Source: the annotation of a GenBank genome assembly